AUGAAAGAUGGAACCAAGAAAAAAGAAAAGAAGAAGAGGGUUUUUUGUUCAUCGUCACUAAGAUUGCACUACGAUUGGUGUUCGUCACAUGUAUUACCCAUGCCUGAGCCACCAGCAGUUUUAGGCGCAGAUGGUUACUUGAACGAUAAUUAUUCGAACCAUGUCUAUUAUGACUGGACUUGGAAUUCAUCAUCAAUCCUGUCAGCUGAGGAACAUAUGCAGGAUGGGUUUGACUCGCAUCUAUCAGGCUACCUGCGUUGGCUUGAUGAGAAAGUGGCAACGGAAAAUUCUAGUGGUAAUAAGAAUAAUUGUGAUGCAGAUGAUAUGGAAGAGAUUGAUAGGCUUGCUGAUAAGUUCAUUGCAAGUUUUCAUGAGAAAUUCAAGCUGGAAACGCAAGAGUCUUACAGGAAAUAUCAAGAGAUGUCAACGGAUGGUAGCGGAAAAAUAUCCGUUAUCCGGUAA
Papaver somniferum (opium poppy) is the source of this 462-nucleotide messenger RNA. RefSeq lists its product as uncharacterized. The transcript has a single exon. The record is from RefSeq and is a predicted model, not a curated record. Lineage: Eukaryota; Viridiplantae; Streptophyta; Magnoliopsida; Ranunculales; Papaveraceae. Bases 1 to 462 code for a protein of 153 amino acids.